GGUGGAUGCUGACAGCCCUGGGGACUGCCUGCGGGAGGUGAGCCUGGUGUCAGCCCUGACUCGUGGGGCCAAGGUCUUCCUCACCAGGGAGGAAGCUCAGCACUUCCUCAAGGAGUGUGGCCUCCUGAACUGUGAGGUGGUGCUGGAGCUGCUGGGCCGAGCACUGGAGGAGCCUAGUGACGGUGUCCGAAUGAGAUCCUUGUCUGCCAUCUCUGCCCUGGGCUGCUCUGACCUGCUCUCUCCAGACCAGAUCCUUGCUGUGACCAGGCAGCGCCUGCAGCAGCUCAGCCAAGGCAGCCCUGGGCCUGUGGCCAACCGAGCAACCAAGAUGCUGCGACAGUUCGAGGCUCUGUGCCAUGCCCAGCCCACGCCGAAAGCUCCUCGCCCACCCUCGACUCCCUCG
This is a messenger RNA of Acanthisitta chloris (rifleman), 403 nucleotides long. It is a transcript of the gene TEPSIN, whose product is annotated as ENTH domain containing 2. Lineage: Eukaryota; Metazoa; Chordata; Aves; Passeriformes; Acanthisittidae. The annotation marks the transcript as partial. Gene Ontology annotation, cellular component: trans-Golgi network membrane. The transcript is spliced from 4 exons. The record is from RefSeq and is a predicted model, not a curated record.